This is a messenger RNA of Cannabis sativa, 2126 nucleotides long. RefSeq names its product exopolygalacturonase-like. The coding region runs from base 805 to 1986 and encodes 393 amino acids. NCBI's taxonomy places the organism in Eukaryota, Viridiplantae, Streptophyta, Magnoliopsida, Rosales, Cannabaceae. Gene Ontology annotation, biological process: carbohydrate metabolic process. The transcript is spliced from 3 exons. Gene Ontology annotation, molecular function: polygalacturonase activity. The record is from RefSeq and is a predicted model, not a curated record.
UUAAGGUAAAGUAUAUAUUGAUGUUGCCAAUGCCUGCCCUGAGGUGUUCAACGCCUUUGAUACUAGGCGAAGGUUAUAUGACUUUUAUACAGCAAUAUUUAAGUCUCUCUUGAGUGACAAAGGGCAUUACUGCUAUGAGACAACAUAUCAUCCACACCUAUUUUCCAUUACGAAUUUAUGAUGCAAUUUGUUCAAAAAUUCUCUAGGUGUUAAGAUGGAAAAAAAUUGUAUAUUUAUCUUCUAUUAUUAAAUUCUAUAUAUAUUAUCUGCCAUGGCAUAGAAUGCGGAGAGCGAAUUAGAGACUUAAAAUUCGUGAUGAUACCGACUAUAUUCGGAGGAACUCGCCAUCUUGGAGAUUAUGAGAGAAAAAAGAGUGAGAGAACCAUUAUCUAGAUGAUAUUUUGAUUUGAUGCCAUCUUUCCCAAUAGUUUGCGUUAUUUUCUUAAGUUUGCUCCGUAAAUAUAAUAUAAUAGGAAAUAUCAACAAGAGGUGAAUCUUCAUGUACGGAAGAUAUGGACAAAAGAACGCAAAUAGCGAUACAUAUGAAGUAUGUAAUAUUAAUCGUACUUAAAGCCAAUUUUAGAAUCAUUGACCCAAUAGAUGGCUAAUAAAAAUUGAUCGAAGAAUAACUAAUUAAGUGGUAAAGCCGUCGAGGUUAAGUUUAUAUAAUGGAGUCAAAAUAAAGCCAAAAUUUUUUACUUAGCGUCGUCAGACAAUACCUGUAAGAGACAGAAUAAGAUAUAUAGAGAUAAUAUAUAUGUACGUACACAUAAAAUAAGUAAUAAAAGUACCCAAAAACAAAUUAUGUCUCCAAUUUUAUGUGGAAUAGUUAAUUUAUUCAUAAUUUUGGGAUCUCAUGCCACGGCCCAGGUCUUUGAUAUCACAAAAAAAGGUGCAACAACCAGUAGUUCAGAUAUUUCCAAGAGUUUGUUAGAGGCUUGGAAUGGGGCCUGUGCAUCAUCAACCCCAAGUAAAGUGUUGGUCCCUAAAGGGACAUUCCAAUUAAGAGUAGCAAUGCUACAAGGACCUUGCAAGGCUCCUAUUAAUUUCGACUUGGAAGGCACAUUGCAAGCACCUGGACUGGGCCCUAGCUAUAGCUCCGGCAAUGUUUGGAUCGUAUUUUCUUAUGUCGACCGCCUCACUAUUUCUGGUACAGGUACUUUCGACGGUCGAGGUCAAACUGCUUGGGGUAAAAAAUGUGAUUGGAAUGAGUUUUGCGGUAACCUUCCAAUUAAUUUACGGUUCAACUUUGUGACCAACUCCGUAAUCCAAGAUGUUACAAGCAAAGACAGCAAACAGUUUCACGUUAACCUUAUUGGCUGCAAGAACAUGACCUUCCAGUACUUCCACGUUCUCGCGCCCGAAAAGAGCCUCAACACCGACGGAAUCCACAUUGGAAAAUCGACAGACAUCAAGAUUGUCAACACCACAAUCGAAACUGGUGAUGACUGCAUUUCUAUUGGGGAUGGAAGCAAGCAAAUUACAAUCACUAAUGUCACUUGUGGACCGGGCCACGGUAUCAGCAUCGGUAGUCUAGGAAAGUACAAAGAUGAGGAGCCCGUCAAGGGUGUUUACGUGAAGAGUUGUACUUUAAAGAACACACAGAAUGGAGUUCGGAUAAAGACUUGGCCUGACUCAAAACCUGGAGCAGCUUCAGACAUGCAUUUCGAGGACAUAACGAUGGAGAACGUAGGCAACCCGGUGUUAAUUGACCAAGAGUAUUGCCCCUUUAACGGCUGCAAGAACAAGCUUCCGUCUAAUGUUAAGAUUAGUAAUGUAAGCUUUAAGAGGAUAAGGGGAACUUCUUCUACACCAUUAGCUAUAAAACUGGUGUGCAGUGGUGGGAUGCCCUGCCAAAACGUCGUCGUUUCAGACAUUAAUUUGAAGUACAACGGUAGUCAAGGGUCAAUGUCUUCCGAGUGCAAAAAUGUGAAGCCUGUCGUGAGCGGAACACUGAACCCACCAGUUUGCUCUAUUAGCCAUUAGUUAAAUAAUUUUAAAUAAUUACUUUUAGCGUAAAUGAAGCCCCAUAUAUGUAAAAUAUACAUGUAAAGGUGGCGAUAUAUGUAAGGUUUUGACUAUAUUUGUUAUAAUAUAUUAUCUAUAAAUUUAAUUUUUCUUUUCUC